AUGCUCGCGGUAGAUGCGAUAUCCCUCAUCUCAGGAUGGACAUGGCCGAUUCUCGCAUUAGUGUUGAUAUGUGGAUGGGCCAUCAGUGUACGGUACCAGAAAGGUUUCAACAAAUACAACGGCCCUUUCCUCGCAUCGUUAACGAAUUUUUGGCGGAUUUGGCAGCGUCUGCGAUACCCUCAUCGAACUUACUUCCACGAUGUGGCCAAAUACGGGCGCAUUAUCCGUGUUGGACCGAAUACCUUGGUGUUCAAUGAUCCCGAGGCGAUCAAGGACAUUUACAUGACGCACUUUUCGAAGUCCAGAUUCUACUGGGUUGCUCAGGGUGUUAGUCAAGGCCAUGUGGUUGCGAACAUUUUCUCAACAACAGAUCGAGUCUACCACGGCAAGCUUCGGCGGACGGUGGCCAACUCCUUCGCCAUGAGUACUCUGGUGCAGUACGAGCCUUACGUGACGGACGCUCUGGCAACGUUUCUGUUCCAGUUGGACCAGAGAUUCGCAGGCAAAUACAGCAAGGAAGGCAUCUUUGACCUAGCAGACUGGUGCCGAUUUUUUGCCCUUGAUGUCAUCAGCGGCCUGACCCAGGGUAGACCUUAUGGUCUUUUGGAAGCUGGUUGCGACCAUAUAGGCGUCGUCGACGCCCAGAUCAAGUUUCUGCAGUACUUUACCGUCACCAACAAUGCCCCAUGGCUCGACUGCAUGCUCAAGAAGAACCCGAUUCUUCUCUGGCUGGGACGUAAAGGGUUGUGGAAUAGUGUGACCGCCACCGUUCCCGUGGCGCAGCAACAGGUCGCGCAACUGUCGCGCAACCUCCAUGAGAAGUACAACAGCGACGAUGAGACACCGUCUCGUGGCCGCGUUCCGUUGGUCACCAAGUUUCUGCAGGCCAAGGUCACCCAUCCCGACAUCGUUGACGAUCGCGCCAUUCUGGGGCUGACACUUUCCAUGGUCAACGCUGGGAGUGGCACAGUGUCGACCACUUUAGCCGCGACGCUGUACUUUCUUCUCAAGAAUCCCACAGUCAUGAAGCAGCUCCUUGCCGAGCUGGAUGAGCACUUCCCUCCAGCCCAUCCGCCAGCGUCGACCCCACGCACGCAGAAGUGGUUGGCAGAGGACGUCGUUAUCCCGUUCGCCGCCGCGCAAAAGUUGCCUUUCCUUGACGCUGUGAUCAAGGAGGUCUUCAGGCUCUGGCCAGCUCUGGGAAUGCAGCUUAUGGAGCGUGUCACCCCGCCGGAGGGCGCACACAUACUCGGAGAAUAUAUCCCCGGCAAUACUAUCGUCAGCUGCAACUCCUGGAUCAUGCACCGCCACAAACCCACAUUCGGCGAAGACGCCGACAAAUUUCGACCGUCCAGAUGGCUCCUGGCAACUCCCGACCGCCUUCAAUCAAUGAACAAGGCGAUGUUGAUGUUUGGUGCGGGGUCACAUACGUGUAUAGGUAAGAACAUUGGGAUGCUGGAGCUUUACAAGGCGGUACCAUCGUUGUUGACAAGUUUCAAUGUGAGUAAUUUACCCACCAUGAGAGACUUCUUGUUCCGAAAUCAUGCUUUUUAA
Molecule: messenger RNA, 1554 nt
Organism: Exophiala aquamarina CBS 119918
Lineage: Eukaryota; Fungi; Ascomycota; Eurotiomycetes; Chaetothyriales; Herpotrichiellaceae
Exons: 2
Coding region: 1-1554 (517 amino acids)
Molecular function (GO): heme binding; monooxygenase activity; iron ion binding
Source: RefSeq, a predicted model, not a curated record